Gongylonema pulchrum is the source of this 192-nucleotide messenger RNA. NCBI's taxonomy places the organism in Eukaryota, Metazoa, Nematoda, Chromadorea, Rhabditida, Gongylonematidae. The record is from the annotation of a GenBank genome assembly.
CUUGGAAGGUGACGGUGAUUCGGAUAUCUGCUCCAAAGAUCUCCUAUCACCAUGCAUGUAUUCGCCGGCACCAUUCAGUCCGUUUAGUGAUUGCACUGAACCGCCCGAAACUCCACUUUCUGCCUAUGGGGCUGGCAUCUCGCCUGCUUUAUCACCUAUGCCUUCCAUGCAGUCGUUACAUUUCAAGUAAGC